AUGAUAACUAAUUUUGAUACCUUCUGUGGUGAAUUAGAAAAACAAGAAUUAGAGGCACCAAAUGGAGUAGCUGCACCAUCUACUUAUGCUCAACUAUUAGCAAUAUACUUAUACCAAAACGACUUAUGCAAUGCAAAAUUUUUAUGGAAAAGAAUACCACAAAGCAUUAUAAGCAGUAAUCCAGAAAUAAUGGCAAUUUGGGCGAUAGGUCAAAAACUAUGGAAAAAAGAUCUUGCUGGCACUUAUGAAGCACUUGCAGCCUAUAAUUGGACAGAACCAAUCGCUAGUAUAAUUAGAGCACUAGAAGAAAGAGUUCGAGAAAGGGCUUUCAGUUUAAUUGGACAAUCAUACAGUACUAUAUCUCUUGAAACUGUAAUGUCUAUGACUGGUCUUAGUAAUGAAGCAGUAAUACAAAUCUGUAGAGAUCGCAAGUGGGAGAUAUCUGAAGAUGGAGCUACUGUAAAACCAGUUCCACCAGUACAACCUGCGCCACUGCAUACUUCAAGUGAAGAUCAACUGUUUAAAUUAACAGACUUUGUGUCUUUCUUGGAAAAU
Iphiclides podalirius (scarce swallowtail) is the source of this 555-nucleotide messenger RNA. The record is from the annotation of a GenBank genome assembly. NCBI's taxonomy places the organism in Eukaryota, Metazoa, Arthropoda, Insecta, Lepidoptera, Papilionidae.